AUACAGUUAUAAAAGGCAGGAAGGUCGCGAACGAAGGUGGAAAUGGCAAGGUCAUGAAGAAAGAAGGCAAAGGAAGACCGGGAGCAGGAGGGAGGCAAGGCAAUGCAAAUUGUGAUCCAAGACCUCGCUGUGAUCGAAACAACGGCACCUGCGUCGAGCGGCCGUGCUCUUCGGCUGAAACUACCCUCCCCGGCGGUUGUCGCGGCUCCGACUGCACCUGCUGUGUUAGAGGAUGCAUUCCACGCUCCCGUUGCAACAGGAGGCAAGGGACGUGCGUAAAACGAGAAUGCAACGCGAAUGAAAAGUUGAUCAAGAAUGCGUGCAAGGGCAGGGACACAGACUGCAAUUGCUGCGCGCCACAACAACCUUGCAAGACGCGUAAAAAAUGUUCCCGCCUAAAUGGGGAAUGCGUGCCGCAGGGAGAGUGCCAGGAAACCGAGGAAUUCCAGGGCGGCUGUUCGAAAGGAUGCGUGUGUUGCGGCGCGGAUUGCCCUGCCCGACGUAGGUGUAAAGAGAAAGGAGGUGUUUGUGGCAAGGAAGAUUGCGGUGCCGGCGAGAGGGAAAUUCCUGGAGGCUGCAAAAACAAAGCCUGCAAAUGUUGCGCCAGCGGUUGCACAGACACCAAUAAAUGUAAGGAAUGGGGUGGAACUUGCACGCAGCCAGGAGAGUGCCAGUUCGACAACGUGGAUGAAAAGGGUUGCAAGAAGAAGGAAGGGUGUGUUUGUUGCACAGAGGGUUGCAGACCCAAAGCGAAGUGCGCGAGGCGAGGAGGGGAGUGCGUUGAGGGCAAGUGCGGCAACAACGCCAAGGAGAUCAAAAACGGGUGCCUGAAGUCCACCUGUUCCUGCUGCGCUCCCAUCGAGGGCUGCAAGGAGUCGACCAAGUGCGAGAACAGGGGGGGCACGUGCGUCACGGCGUCCGAGUGCGACGACCAAGGUGCCAAGAGGAGGGGCUGCGGCAAAGGCUGCGUGUGCUGUAACGAAGAUGAUUCCAGUGGCGGCAGCUGCAAGGACUCAACCAAAUGCAAGAACAAGGGAGGCACCUGCGCCAAGAAAGCCGACUGCGAUGACCAAGGCGCCAAGAGGACGGGCUGCGGUAAAGGGUGUGUGUGCUGCAACGCAGAUGGUGGUACCGAUAAUGUAAACUGCGAAACUGUUGACAAGUGCUCGAACAAAGGAGGGACAUGCGUCAAGGCUGCCAACUGCAACGUUGCAAAUGCUAAGAGGAGAGGUUGCGCCAAAGGAUGUCUAUGUUGCAUCGAAGACACAGGCCCAGUUUGCGCGGCGGACAGCAAAUGCCCGGGAGACUGCAAGGAAAAUUGUUCAACAAAUGAAUUUGAAAUUCAAAACGCCUGCAGUAAUAAUUGCAAAUGUUGCGUUCCUUUCCCUACGAGUUGCAAGGCGUCGCCGAACACCUGCAAGGGAAAGUGCGUCGACACGAGAGAAUGCAAAGCUGUCGACUUAAUUUCCAACUCCACCUGUGAUGACGUCGGCUGCUCAUGCUGUCUAGACUGCACCAUAGGGGCCAACUGCACAGCUCAGAGAGGCGUCUGUCGCCAGAACUGUUUGGCCACAGAAUCGGAAUUUUCCAAUGGAUGCACGGGCUUCAAUUGCAAAUGCUGUAUCCCUCCCAACGAAACUUGCCCGGCCACACCUACCACUUGCAAAGGAAAGUGUACCGACGACCGGGCGUGUGGUAUAAGUGAUCGUAUUGCGAAUUCCUCUUGUACCGGACAAUUUUGUACAUGUUGCACGGACUGCGCUCAACUGACCAACUGUACCACGGAAAGAGGAGCCUGUCGCCAAAACUGCUUGACUGGAGAAUCAGUAAUUACAAAUGGAUGUUCGGGCUUCAACUGCAAGUGUUGUAGUCCAGCUGAUGCAACGUGCCCGGCCACACCUGCCACCUGCAAGGGAAUGUGUAAGGACAUUCGACGGUGCGCUGCAGCUGACCGCAUUGCCAAUUCAACAUGCACCGGAGAAUUCUGUACUUGCUGCAUAAACUGCACUAAGCAAGCCAACUGCACCGCGGAAAGAGGAGAAUGUCGCCAGAACUGCUUGGCUGGAGAAUCAGAAAUUACGAAUGGAUGUUUGGGCUUCAAUUGCAAGUGUUGUAGUCCAGCUAAUGCAACGUGCCCGGCCACACCUGCCACCUGCAAGGGAAUGUGUAAGGACAGUAGGCGGUGCGCUGCAGCUGACCGCAUUGCCAAUUCAACAUGCACCGGAGAAUUCUGUACUUGUUGCAUAAGCUGCACUAAGCAAGCCAACUGCACCGCGGAAAGAGGAGAAUGUCGCCAGAACUGCUUGACUGGAGAAUCAGAAAUUACGAAUGGAUGUUCGGGCUUCAACUGCAAGUGUUGUAGUCCAGCUAAUGCAACGUGCCCGGCCACACCUGCCACCUGCAAGGGAAUGUGUAAGGACAGUAGGCGGUGCGCUGCAGCUGACCGCAUUGCCAACUCAAACUGCACCGGAGAAUUCUGUACUUGCUGCAUAGACUGCACUAAGCAAGCCAACUGCACCGCGGAAAGAGGAGAAUGUCGCCAGAACUGCUUGACUGGAGAAUCAGAAAUUACGAAUGGAUGUUCGGGCUUCAACUGCAAGUGUUGUAGUCCAGCUAAUGCAACGUGCCCGGCCACACCUGCCACCUGCAGGGGAAUGUGUAAGGACAGUCGACGGUGCGCUGCAGCUGACCGCAUUGCCAACUCAAACUGCACCGGAGAAUUUUGCACGUGCUGCAUAAAUUGCAAUCCGCUAAGCAAUUGCACCGCUGAAAGGGGCGUUUGCAAACAGACUUGCGCACAAGGCGAAACGGAAAUUAACAACGGAUGUUCAGGCUUCGGUUGCAAAUGUUGCGCUCCUCCUCCUGCAACCUGCCCUGCCACAUCCACAUGCCUGGGAAAGUGUAUCGAUUCCAGAGAGUGUAAUACAACUAACGUCAUAACUGGUUCAACAUGCACUGGUGAAAACUGUAUCUGUUGCUUGGAUUGCACUCGACGAGCCAAUUGCAUUGCUCAAAAUGGCGUUUGCAAGCAGACUUGUGUACAAGGUGAAACGGAAGUUAACAACGGAUGUUCAGGCUUCGGUUGCAAAUGUUGUGCUCCUCCUCGUGCAACCUGCCCUGCCACAGCCACUUGCCAGGGACAGUGUGUGGACUUCAGGGAGUGUGAUAACCUUAUAACAGGUUCCUGUAAUGGAGCAAAUUGUGUCUGUUGCCUGGAAUGCACUCCACAGGCCACUUGCACUGAUCAAAGGGGCGUUUGCAAGCAGACUUGCGCACAAGGCGAAACGGAAAUUAACAACGGGUGUUCAGGCGCCGGUUGCAAAUGUUGCGCUCCUCCUCCUGCAACCUGCCCUGCCACAGCCACAUGCCCGGGAAAGUGUGUGGAUUCCAGGCAGUGUAAUGACGUUAUAUCAGGUUCAUCCUGUAAUGGAGCAAAUUGUGUCUGUUGCCGCGAAUGCACUCCACAGGCCACUUGCACUGAUCAAAGGGGCGUUUGCAAGCAGACUUGCGCACAAGGCGAAACGGAAAUUAACAACGGGUGUUCAGGCGCCGGUUGCAAAUGUUGCACUCCUCCUCCUGCAACCUGCCCUGCCACAGCCACAUGCCCGGGAAAGUGUGUGGAUUCCAGGCAGUGUAAUGACGUUAUAUCAGGUUCAUCCUGUAAUGGAGCAAAUUGUGUCUGUUGCCGCGAAUGCACUCCACAGGCCACUUGCACUGAUCAAAGGGGCGUUUGCAAGCAGACUUGCGCACAAGGCGAAACGGAAAUUAACAACGGGUGUUCAGGCGCCGGUUGCAAAUGUUGCGCUCCUCCUCCUGCAACCUGCCCUGCCACAGCCACAUGCCCGGGAAAGUGUGUGGAUUCCAGGCAGUGUAAUGACGUUAUAUCAGGUUCAUCCUGUAAUGGAGCAAAUUGUGUCUGUUGCCGCGAAUGCACUCCACAGGCCACUUGCACUGAUCAAAGGGGCGUUUGCAAGCAGACUUGCGCACAAGGCGAAACGGAAAUUAACAACGGGUGUUCAGGCGCCGGUUGCAAAUGUUGCACUCCUCCUCCUGCAACCUGCCCUGCCACAGCCACAUGCCCGGGAAAGUGUGUGGAUUCCAGGCAGUGUAAUGACGUUAUAUCAGGUUCAUCCUGUAAUGGAGCAAAUUGUGUCUGUUGCCGCGAAUGCACUCCACAGGCCACUUGCACUGAUCAAAGGGGCGUUUGCAAGCAGACUUGCGCACAAGGCGAAACGGAAAUUAACAACGGGUGUUCAGGCGCCGGUUGCAAAUGUUGCACUCCUCCUCCUGCAACCUGCCCUGCCACAGCCACAUGCCCGGGAAAGUGUGUGGAUUCCAGGCAGUGUAAUGACGUUAUAUCAGGUUCAUCCUGUAAUGGAGCAAAUUGUGUCUGUUGCCGCGAUUGCACUCCACAGGCCACUUGCACUGAUCAAAGGGGCGUUUGCAAGCAGACUUGCGCACAAGGCGAAACGGAAAUUAACAACGGGUGUUCAGGCGCCGGUUGCAAAUGUUGCGCUCCUCCUCCUGCAACCUGCCCUGCCACAGCCACAUGCCCGGGAAAGUGUGUGGAUUCCAGGCAGUGUAAUGACGUUAUACCAGGUUCAUCCUGUAAUGGAGCAAAUUGUGUCUGUUGCCGCGAAUGCACUCCACAGGCCACUUGCACUGAUCAAAGGGGCGUUUGCAAGCAGACUUGCGCACAAGGCGAAACGGAAAUUAACAACGGGUGUUCAGGCGCCGGUUGCAAAUGUUGCGCUCCUCCUCCUGCAACCUGCCCUGCCACAGCCACAUGCCCGGGAAAGUGUGUGGAUUCCAGGCAGUGUAAUGACGUUAUAUCAGGUUCAUCCUGUAAUGGAGCAAAUUGUGUCUGUUGCCGCGAAUGCACUCCACAGGCCACUUGCACUGAUCAAAGGGGCGUUUGCAAGCAGACUUGCGCACAAGGCGAAACGGAAAUUAACAACGGGUGUUCAGGCGCCGGUUGCAAAUGUUGCGCUCCUCCUCCUGCAACCUGCCCUGCCACAGCCACAUGCCCGGGAAAGUGUGUGGAUUCCAGGCAGUGUAAUGACGUUAUAUCAGGUUCAUCCUGUAAUGGAGCAAAUUGUGUCUGUUGCCGCGAAUGUGAAAUCCAGGCGAAUUGCUCUGCCAGAGGAGGCUCUUGCAAGCAGACCUGUGCAGCCAACGAAAUUGAAAUACCUAAUGGCUGCACGGGAACAAACUGCCUGUGUUGCAUGCCCAUAGCCAACCUUGUCUGCCAAGCUAACCAGACAACCUGCGAGGGUACCUGUAUGGACUCCCUAACUUGCGAUCAAGAGAUAGCUAACAUGACAUGCAAUGAGACGAACUGCCAGUGCUGCCGCGAUUGCAAUCCUCUUCAAGUCUGCCAAGAAUUGUCCGGUGAAUGUAGUCAUAGACCAUCGGGUGACUGUCCAACUGAUCUAGUCAAGAUUCCGAAUGGGUGCUCCGGCUUUGAAUGCACAUGCUGCGUCACAACGUCUGGGUUGCUGAGCUGUCCGCCAUCACCUACUUGCCCUGGGAGAUGCAGAGACGCGCGUGUGUGUCCGGUGCAGUUGACGAACACACUCUGCUCUACGGCUGGGUGUGUAUGCUGCCUCGAUUGCAACGACAUUUCCUGCUCGCAAAUGAACGGUGUGUGUCGCGAGAGAGGCCAAUGUCUACCUGGUGAAACCCAACAAACCAACAACGCAUGCAGAGGGAAUAGAUGUGUCUGCUGCACAAAAUAAGGCUGAGAAAUAGAGAACGAGAGAGCUGCAUUACUAAAUUCAAGUAAACUAUAUUCUUCAGAUCAACUGCAUGAGAUCAUUAGACAAUGUAGACACUGACACCAAAUCCAUAUGUAAAAUGACAACACCUUCACUCUUUUCUGAAUUAUUCUUUCGAGUCAUCUGCAAUGCCAGCGG
Penaeus indicus is the source of this 5915-nucleotide messenger RNA. RefSeq names its product balbiani ring protein 3-like. The record is from RefSeq and is a predicted model, not a curated record. The transcript is spliced from 29 exons. Lineage: Eukaryota; Metazoa; Arthropoda; Malacostraca; Decapoda; Penaeidae. Bases 54 to 5738 code for a protein of 1894 amino acids.